CCUCAUUCAUUACCAUUGAAAUCAGGAAAGGCGAAAUGCACAGUACAAAAGUGCACUUAAUAUAUUAAGGUUAGCAGAUUGUAUGACUUGGUGGCUGUGCCAGCUUGUGUCCACUCUUCAGAGCUGCCUCCAGAACAAGAUUCAUGACGAAAAACGCUAACCUGCCCUUUCUGCAUCUUGUCGAGCGCCUUCUGCGUUGCCAGGACGACUAGAAGGGGCUGACCCCGUCCACGUGACAGAGAUCCUCUCUUCUCCUGCUUCGGGGUGUAGUGUGUGCUCUGUUGUGCUGUCUGCUGCCACUGUGACAGAUUUGGGGGAAAGAGAAAGUGGUCUGCUCUGGUUUUGCCACCAGACAGUGGAGUUGGUCGUCUGGACCGAGAGAGCAGUCGGCCACUGAAAGAUGGAGCUCUCUGCGGUCGGGGAACGCGUUUUCGCCGCGGAAGCCAUUCUGAAACGCCGCGUUCGCAAGUCUCGCCUAGAGUACCUAGUGAAAUGGAAAGGAUGGGCACUCAAACACAGUACCUGGGAACCAGAAGAGAAUAUCCUGGAUGGCAGACUGAUUGCAGGAUUUGAACAGAAAGAGCGUGAGAGAGAACUCCACGGACCAAAGAAGCGGGGACCCAAACCCAAAAAUCUUCCUGCCAAGGCACGUGGAGCCCAGAAGAAAGAGACCCCCACCACUCGAGCGCCUCGCUCCACUUCUUCCUCCUCUCCUCGAGCCCCUCCAUCCUCCUUCCCCUCCGCCUCUCCAGCGCCCUCCCCUAAACUCAACUCCAUGGCAGCGACACACAAGCUGAAGAAAGACAUUCGACGCUGCACUAGUAUGUCCCGCCGCCCCUUACCUCGCACCGACCCCCUGGCCACUCCCGGAUCCUUCUCCGGCCCCAGUGGGUUCCCCUCGCGGCCCCCCGUCUCCCCCUUCUCAGAGACCGUCCGCAUCCUCAAUCGUCGCGUCAAACCACGCGAGGUCAAACGGGGUCGCAUCAUCCUAAAUCUCAAGGUCAUCGACAAACCAGGAAGUGGAGGCGGAGGAAGGGGCGGCGGGGGUAACCGGAGGGCGCCAUCUGGCUCCAUGUCCCUCCAAGGGGGUCGUCAGAACAUCCCCUCCCGAAAUAGGAUCAUAGGGAAGAGGAGUGGAGAGGCUCCGUACCGGCCCUUCCAGCCCAUGCUGGGGUUCCCCAUGUACGGGAAGCCGUUUGGUCUCCAGUGUGGCGGCCCAGGACCUCUACACCUUCCACACUCAGCCACAGGCUCCAGCACAGGGACCUCAGGGGCUAGGGACACCCAGCCACCCCUCUCUCCCUCCAGCUCCAGUGGAUUCACCACACCCGCCCAGAACCAUCCUACCCCUCCUGGACCCGCCACUGGGGCCUCUGGGUCAGCUCCCAACUUGGGCGCCCAGGCUUCGGCCUCCUCUGCCCAGUCUACCCCUAGCCACCCCCCAGAGCUCCAGAAGAACCAGAACGCUGAACAAGGACCAAACCCCCUCCUUCCCUCCCUCUCCUUUGCUUCCGGGUCCUCCUCUUCCUCCUUUGAUGAAGAGGAGGAUGAUGCUGAUGCUCUGGACCUUUCCGCUCCUCAGGAGGGGAAGAGGAAGCUUCGCCGUCGGCGCCGACAGAAACGCCAGCCGCCCUCGGUCAGUACCGCCUCCCCUCCUCACCCCCCUGGCGCCUGUCCCUCUCCCUCCAGCUCUCACAGGGUCCCCGCCGAGGGCGACCCUGACUGGCACCCAGAGAUGGUGGCGAGCAGCGCCAACGUGGUCGUGACCGACGUCACCACCAACCUCCUCACCGUCACUAUCAAAGAGUUCCCCUCCCCCUCAUCCCGCCCCUCCUCCCCCCAACCAAUACACCCAGAUAAUACCACCUCCUCCUCCUCCUCACCACCCCCACUGAAGAACCCCCCACAAUCCAAUCUGAUUUGUAGGCUAAUCUAUCGCUUUAGCCUAUCUCGCCACGCUGCCGCUAUGAAGUUCGUUGUAGUCUUGGUCGGUGCUGGAUCCGUGGUCUUCCUCGGCGCGGCCAUCUGCAUCAUCGCCAGUGUUUACCCGCGGAAAGCUGCCGCGCCCCAGGACCUGUCCGACAACGCGACUCUGUCUGCUGAGCCCUUGUUUUCCCUGGGCUCCGUGGCUCACGCCGGUACAUUGGGUGCUCUCCAUGGUGCUGAAUCCUACGAGGGCGGCGGAGGAGGCGGCAUGGGGCUCGGGCUGGGGGGUCCCUCCACUCUCAAUGAGCUCAGCCCCGGGGAGGUGACCGGUGGUGGUGGAGGGGCGCCGAAACAGUUCAGUUUCAGCCGGCUCAUCUGCACUCCGAUUCCCGCCGGAGAAUGCAAGCCCAAUAUCUUGGAGCAGCCAGCGGACGACCCUUCACUCUAUGUGGAUGAAGACUGGAGCUUCCUCCGGACCACCGCGGACGACCUUCGGCAGACGGUGGUGCAGCAGAACGGCCAAAUACUCAUGGAUCAGCGGACCAUCCGUGAGCUGACGGGGAAACUGUCGGAGUGCGAGAGCGGCCUGGAGGACGGGAGUCCCGGGCACUCCGAGCGGAGCCUGGGGGCCUGGGCGGGAAACCGCCGACUCAUGGCCGGGGAUGAUGUGAGCUCGUCGGCCGCUGUGCAGCUGCAGACCGCUAGAGCCGUGGAGGAGCUAGAGAGGGCCAUUCUCAACCUGAAAGACCGCAUCGAGAAACUGGAGUUGGAGAUCGGCCCUGCUGCCCUCAACCUCUCCGUUGAGACUCCAUCCCCCAGCGCCGGCGUGGGCGUCAGCAGUGGCAUCGGUACUAAAGUUCAAGGGUCAUCGUCAUCAGCAUCAACGACAGGAGGCGGUCGUGUCUCCUCGGGGGGCCGAAAGGCCUCUGGGGGCCCUGGCAGAGGAGGUGGAGGCCCCUGGAAGGACCUGGAAGGAGAGCUGGAGAGAAAGAUUGAGACGCUGGAGAAAGAGCGGAAGGCGCUGAGGAAAGAGACACAGACACAUCACAAACAGAUAGACCAAGGGAUUGAUACUCUACACCACCGCAUUGCAGAGCUGGAACAGAGUCUGACAGAGUACAACUACCCUGACGGCUAUGUCCUCUCCUUCCCCGUGAGGACCAGGUACAUGUACGGCCUGGUGCGGAGAGAAAUGCCUGAGAUGUAUGCCUUCACCGCCUGUGUCUGGCUCAAGGUGAAAGAGGGGGGUAUCGGCACCCCCUUCUCCUACUCCGUCCCGGGACAACCCAACGAGCUGGUGCUGCUGCAGGGGAUACACAACCCUGUAGAGCUUCUUAUCAACGACAAGGUGGCUCAGCUGCCCCUGUCUCUUGCCCAGGGUGUGUGGGAGCACAUAUGUUUGAGCUGGACCCUCAGAGACGGGGUAUGGAAGGCCUACCAGGGGGGGAAGCUGAAGGGGCGCGGAGAGGGGCUGGCCGCAUGGCACCCCAUCAAGCCAGGAGGAGUGCUCAUUCUGGGGCAGGAGCAGGACACGCUGGGCGGUCGUUUCGAUGCCUCCCAGGCCCUGGUUGGGGAGCUCUCCCAGUUCAACCUGUGGGACAGGGUCCUGAAACCUGCUGAGGUAUCCGCUCUGGCUGCCUGUUCCUUGGGCACACUGGGCAACGUGGCCCCCUGGACAGACCAGGACGUGGAGGUCUAUGGAGGGGCUACCAAGGAGGCUGUGGACCCCUGCAACCAGCCACCCCGGGCCAGCCCCAGCUCCAGCCCUAAACAGUGAAGGGUUAGAUGGGUUGGUAGAGGGGAAACUUGGUUGUUAUAAAGGGGAGCUGCUCAGUGAGGCCAGAGGGGUUAGUUGGUUUGUUUAUGCUCCUCAUAAGAGGGGGGUUUGAGGUGUUUUUCUGGGGCAGGGGUUGUGUGAUGGGGAACUGGGGUAGAGAUGGAGAGUCAGUUGAGUUGUUUUAAAGGGGCAUUGCUCUUUCCAAGAGAGGGUGGGUGUGCUUGAGGAGGAUUGAGGAGGGUCUGGGAUCAGGGGGAGUAGAGAUUAGUUGAGUAGGUGUGUUGUUAUCUGGGUGUUGUUCACCCACUGAAGGUGUUAACAUCAACAGCACUACAGCUGUUGAGAACAACACCCAGACUAGCUUUAGCUCCGUGGUGAUGUGGGAAGAUGUUAAGGGAAAGGUGCUGCUUUUUUUCACCCCUCUGAUUUGUGUUUUAGAGAGAUG
Messenger RNA from Salvelinus fontinalis (brook trout), 4148 nucleotides. RefSeq lists its product as uncharacterized. Lineage: Eukaryota; Metazoa; Chordata; Actinopteri; Salmoniformes; Salmonidae. The record is from RefSeq and is a predicted model, not a curated record. Bases 401 to 3703 code for a protein of 1100 amino acids. The transcript is spliced from 10 exons.